AUGACUUGUGUAGCGGUUGCAGUGCUUGCUCUAUCGCUGCUCUGCUUCACCUUGACGGGGGCGGCGGCUCUGCCACUGCUGCAGUACCCCUUCGCAAGAUGGCGCCUGAUGAAUUGCCGCCCGAGUGCCGUGGAUUGGGACGAGUGCCACCCAGAAAGUUACAAGACCACGGUGUUUGUUUUUGCCAUUCCGGGUUUCUUCGUGGGCGGUGUUGUGGCCCUCACUGUGUUCCUCUACCUGAUCGGCAAGUACGUCUUUGAUUGCUGCGGGGGCCGUAAACAGUCCCCAAGACCCUGCUUCCCGCUGCGGGGUCACGCGGCAAAGUACAGCAGGGAAGAUCUUAUCCGUCCUGUCUUGUGGGCAGUGGGGGUCUUUUGCGUGUGCGUGGUGGCCUGUGCAUGGGGGUGCACGUCUCAACACCGACUGCUCUCGCAGUUGAGGGAACUUCACACCAUGCCACAACUCGCCAUUCAACAUGUUGAGAGUCUGAAUUCGGAGUUUUUAGAAAAGAUGAAUAUCACCCUUUACAACGCUAGUGGGGACGUGACGUAUUCCCUGUCCCUGCUCAGUUUGAACCCGGGGGAGGACCUUCGUGCGGCGAUCUGCAAGCGCCCCGAAGCCCUCGCGAACAUGCUUAAUCUGACAGUUGUCAGUCUCUUUGACGCCAUCGCCCGGUUUUCCUGGGCGCCGUACGUGUUAUUUUGCGUCACGUUGGGAGUCGCCUUUGUGGGGAUGCUAUUUGCCCUCUGCCACUGUCGCCGUUAUGCGUCCAUGUCUGUCUUCUUCACUAUGGCAUUGCUCGCGGUGGUGGCGUGGGGUUUUAACGGCCUCUACUCCGCCUCCUCAUUUCUGGUCGAAGAAAGUUGUUUUGAGUUAACGGAGUUUACGGAGCGCCGCACAAAUGUCCUAACGGCAGUUACCAAAUGCAAUAACACUGUUUUUGACGCCCGCAGUGCCGCCUUCGAGGAUAUUUUCCUUCAGCUGUCACGGCGGAUUUGCGAGGAACUGCAGCCGUACUGCUACGAUGAAAAUGAGGCGCCCGCCAUGAACUUGGCACAGAAGAAGGUCUUCGCCUGCCCCGCGCGCAUGGUGUGCAAGGAGGUCAUCGGCGCGGAAGUGAUGUCGUGGGCGCGGACGGCGCUGUUCACGGCAACCCAGAUAACAGCGUCUUCCCCAGACAUGGCGGCGGCCCAGAGAGAAGGGUAUACGUGUGUCCCCAGCCCCGCGACGAACUGCGAUCUACAGGCGUGCUCUGCGACCUGCAGCAAGGAAGGCGCUCUCAGCGAGGUUGGCAGGGUGGCCAAAAGGGCGCUCUACGCCAUCAACGGGUUAGCGGAGGCAAGGUUUGCCUUUGACACCCUCAACAGCCAAUUGAGCAGUUGCACCGCCAUUCUAGAGGGCGUGGCUCCCUCGUUCCAGCCUUUUUGCAAAGGAGCCGCUGACGCCACGUAUAAUUUGAUGCAAAGCACUGGUUUGUUGGGCGUAACACUAAUUUUCUCUUUGUACACGUAUGCAAUUGGCGCAAAGCGCUUCAUUCCGUGCAGCGAGGCAUUACUACCACAGAGGGAUUAA
Molecule: messenger RNA, 1572 nt
Organism: Trypanosoma conorhini
Lineage: Eukaryota; Euglenozoa; Kinetoplastea; Trypanosomatida; Trypanosomatidae
Exons: 1
Coding region: 1-1572 (523 amino acids)
Source: RefSeq, a predicted model, not a curated record